Messenger RNA from Symbiodinium sp. CCMP2592, 633 nucleotides. The record is from the annotation of a GenBank genome assembly. NCBI's taxonomy places the organism in Eukaryota, Dinophyceae, Suessiales, Symbiodiniaceae.
AUGUCAACAGCCCGCUCCGAGUGCAUUGAAUCUACAGGUGCUCAGACACGACCUUUAAAGAUCAACAUCGGCGGCGAGAAGCUCAUUGCUGUUGCUCCUGACUUGUUCGACAUCCUCGGUGAGAACAAACUGUCUUCAAUGCUGUCAGGGCGCUGGCAGACAUUGCGCGAUGCAGAUGGAAGCAUUCUCGUGGACUACUCGCCGGAUGUGUUUCUGCCACUCGUGGAAUGGUUGCGUGACAUGCGAGAUGUCGAACCUGAUGUCCACAUCAGUGUGCAGGUGAGACCAGACCGGAGGUAUGCCUGGAUCCGAAUGAUGAGGUCUUUUGCUGUCGAUGUGCUCCACCUCGCGAUAGCAGGAAUCACCUUCCAAGAACUUCUGAACGUGGGGUAUUCGUGCUCACAGCUCUCCUCUGUCUACGACCCUCCGGCCGCAGUGUGCCUAUCCACCGGCAUGUCUGCAGCAGAACUUCUACAGGCAGGCAUCUCAGAGUCGCAUCUUCGGGAGGCAGAGAACCGGCUUGCAAGUUUCAACGCACGCCACUCCAUUACUAAGCCCCCUCGGCCCCAGCUUCAUGAAUGCGAACAGGUCCCACUUCUCGAAUGUUACCGAAAGAGACGCUGGCCCAAGUGA